AUGUUUAUGCCGUUCUCUCCUCUUCUCACCAUCGUCGGCAGCGCCGCCUUCAACCUCUUCGUGAUCAUCGCCGUCUGCAUCAUGUCGAUCCCAGAUGGCGAGUUGCGGAGCAUCAAGGAGAUGCCCGUGUACGUCACGACCGCGAUUUGGUCGCUGUUCGCCUACGCCUGGCUGCUCGUGAUCUUGGAGGGGUCGUCAGAAAAUGUCGUCGAGCCCUGGGAAGGGAUGCUGACACUCGGCUUUAUGCCAGUGCUUGUCACAAUGGCCUUCCUGGCGGACAAGGGGUAUUUCUGGGGCAGUGGUGGGGAUUCCGAGGGCAGCGGUAAUCUGAUGGGGAUCGUGGCCCGGUGCAUGACCAAGGAGGAGUUGGCCCAAGCCGUUGCGAAAGUGAAGCAGAAGUACGAGACGAAGGAUGGUAAGCCGCUCUCGGAAAGUGUUGUGGCCAAGCUUAUCGACCAUGACUACCCCAGGACUCAGAGUCGUGCGCACUACCGCGUGUCCGCGAUCCGCUCCAUAACGGGCGGAAAGCGCGUGGAGUCCAGAAAAAGUGCCUCGAUCCUCUCCAGCUCCAGCACCAUCGGCAGCGGCGUCCGGCGCACGUCGAACAAGGUGGUGCCAGAACCAGACGGGCCAGAGUCGAAGGACGGCCAGGUCGUGGACCUGGCAGAGGAGGGGGAGCCUACCACCAAGAAGACCACCAUCCAGUUCGCCGCGCUCAGCUACGCCGUGGUCGAGAACGCCGGCACCCGCGAGGUGUUCGUGGAGCGGAGCGGCAACCUCGAGAAGAAGGCUCGUGUCAAGUUCAGCACCCGGGAGGGCACGGCCAAAGCGGGCUUGGAUUACGUGGAGCGAAGCGAUGAGCUCAUCUUCGAGCCGGGUGUCAAGCUGCUCCCCAUCGCCCUCCAGAUCGUCGAUGACACUGCAUUCGAGACCGACGAGGAGUUCUACGUCGACCUCCGCGACCCCGAGAUCAUCGAUGGCGGCGAGGAGAGCCCCAGCGUCGAUGCCAGCAUGUACACCGCGGAGCUGGGCUCGAAGCCGACCGUGACCGUAGUUAUCAUCGACGACGACCUGCCUGGGCAACUGCGCUUCAAGGGCGACGACAGGGGCGAUGACCAGCUCACCAUCAAGGAGGGCCCAGACGACUUCACUGUGAACUUGGUCGUGGAGCGCAACAACGGCUGCUCCGGACAGGUGACGUGCGAGUACAAGACCGAGGACGCGACGGCGCAGGCGGGAAUCGACUACGAGGCGAUGGAGGGGACGCUCGUGUUCGAGAACGGCAUGAUCCAACAGACCAUCCCUUGCGUCAUCAAGGGCUCGGGCCGCUACGAGCGCAAGGAGUUCUUCCGCGUGGUCCUGUCGAACAUCGAGGGCGGCGCCACGAUCGAUCCCGAGUGCGACGGAGCCAAGGACAACUGCUGCAUAUUGUCGGUCUUCAUCGAGUGCAGCGGGGAGGGGGCCAAGGAGCGGGUCGACCACGUGUGGCAGAAGCUCCAGCGCAAGUGGGAGAAGUCCCGCCUCGGGCACUCCAACUGGAAGGAUCAGUUCAUGGGUGCACUGUACGUGAACGGUUUGCCCCCAGAGGAGCCCACGUCCGACGGGGCAACUUCGGUGGAGGCUGGCAAGACGCUCUCGGAGGAUUCUCAGCUGUCCGAGCUUGCAGAGCAGCCCAGCGUAGCAGACUACAUCAUGCAUUUCAUCACCCUUCCCUGGAAGCUGCUCUUCGCCUUCGUGCCGCCUACCGACUACUGCGGUGGCUGGCUCUGCUUCGUGUGUUCUCUGCUGAUGAUCGCGCUCGUCACCGCCAUCAUCGGUGACAUGGCAGCACUCCUUGGCUGUGUGCUUGGUCUUCCGGACGAGGUCACGGCGAUCACAUUUGUGGCGCUUGGCACAUCUCUUCCGGACACCUUCGCGUCAAGAACGGCAGCCCUCCAAGACCCCACCGCCGACGCAUCGGUCGGCAAUGUCACGGGCAGCAAUUCCGUCAACGUCUUCCUCGGCCUGGGUCUGCCGUGGACCAUGGGCUCGCUUUACUGGUCCUUCAGGGACCCCGAUCAGACGUGGAUCAGCAAGUACGCGCCAGUGGGCAGGGACUCCCUCAUUCCGAUACCGUCGCGCUUCCAUUCCGGUGCCUUCGUCGUCAGGAAACGGAGGGGAGCGCUCGCCCCCAGCGUCGCGGUCUUCACCUGCUGCGCGCUCGUGGCCAUGGGCCUCCUCUACCUCCGCCGGAGGCGCCUGGGCGGCGAGCUGGGCGGGCCGAGGUACGACAAGAUUGCGUCCGCCUCCUUCCUCGUCUUCCUGUGGGUGGUCUUCGUGAGCCUGUGCUCCUACUUUGCCCUGGACCAGCGGCUGUGCGACUGA
Prorocentrum cordatum is the source of this 2364-nucleotide messenger RNA. Lineage: Eukaryota; Dinophyceae; Prorocentrales; Prorocentraceae. The record is from the annotation of a GenBank genome assembly.